CGAUUACAUAGGUUAUGUUAUUCUCUUCUCUUCUCCUACUUUAGAAGGAGGCGAGAGAGUGAGGAGAGUGUGUUGUGUGUUGCGUGGGUCUCUCUCUCCACACGGCGGGAAACAGAAUUAUUUGGCGAAUAACCCUCUCCCUCCAAACCAAACCAAACCAAACCAAACCAAACCAAAUCACACCACACCACACCACACCGCACCACACCGCCACGCUUUCUAUUCUUUUUUCUCUCUUUGCAGAGGAAAACCCUAACGGACAUUUUUCGAUUCCGAUAUGGCAGCAGCGUUCCAGGAAAACGGCGCCGCCGGGGAGGACGACGCGACUGUCGACGUGCACGCCACGCGGGGAACCCCCAUCCGCUACCUCCCGCUCGACCACCUCUACUCCGCCACCUCGCCGUGCCGCGUCGCCGCCAGCGGCUCCUCCAACGUCAUGUCGAAGAAGGUGAAAGCGCGCAAGCUCACGCUCGCGCAUUUCGCCGAUCACCACAGGAAAACGACGUCGUCGCCGCCGACGUCGUCCUCGCUCCCGCCCAAGCCCCCGCUCCUGUUCGUCUACUCGCGCCGCCGCAAGAGGCGUGCCGAUAGCGACGCCGACAGGAGGCUGCUGAAGAAGAGGAAAAUUGGGAGCACCGAGCUGGAGAGGCUCGGCGGGGGUUUGAAUGCUGCGGUUGGGGACGCGGAUGGGCCUCGUUGGAGGGAAUGCCGGAGCCAAUUUGGGAAUUCCGGUGCUGCUGGGAAUGUUAAGUGUGGUUCCUUGGAGAAUUUGCCCAAACUGUUGCCUGAAUCUCGCGCUGUCAAGAAAUGGGUUGGGUUGAGUUUUGAUGAUGCUGAUCCUGAGGCGUUUGUUGGCUUACGAUGCAAGGUUUACUGGCCCAUGGAUUUGAAGUCGUACACUGGCUAUGUCAGAAGUUAUGAUAAGGAAACUAAGAUACAUCAUGUCAAGUAUGAUGAUGGUGAUGAGGAAAAUUUAAUUCUUUCAAAUGAAAAUAUAAGAUUCCACGUUUCCCGCGAUGAGAUGAAACAUUUAAAAUUGAGUUUUGCAAAAGUUCGUGACAAUAAUGUCUCUGAUUAUGAUGUUGAAGAGAUGCUUGCAUUGGCUGCAAGUUUGGAUGAUUGUCAAGACUUUGAGCCUGGGGAUAUCAUAUGGGCAAAGCUAACAGGCCAUGCAAUGUGGCCAGCUGUUGUUCUGGAUGAAUCACUUGCUAGCAACUGUAAGGGUUUGAAGAUGUUUUUGGGAGGAAGAUCAGUUCCUGUCCAAUUUUUUGGCACCCAUGACUUUGCAAGGGUUAGACUGCAACAGGUGAAAUCAUUUCUAAGUGGACUUCUUACUGAACUACACUCAAAAUGCAAGAAACAUAGUUUUAUUGAAGGUUUAGAAGAGGCAAAAAGAUAUUUAAGUGAACAGAAGCUUCCGUUGGAGAUGCUAGAGUUGCAGAAAAGAUGUACAGCUGAUGACUGUAACAAUGCAAGUGGAGAGGAGGGAGGGUGUACAGAUUCAGGUGAUGAUUGUUUAAAUGACAAGGGGACUUUGAUGGCUCUGGAAAACAGUGAAACUUUUCCUUAUGAAGUAGGAGACCUCCAAAUUCUAAGCCUUGGAAAAAUAGUUGAAGAUUCUGCAUUCGGGGAUGGAAGAUUAAUCUGGCCCGAAGGGUACAUGGCAGUGAGGAAGUUUACUUCAGUUACUGACCCUAAAGUUUCUGCUCCUUAUAAGAUGGAGGUGUUGAGAGAUCCAGAAUCCAAAGUCCGUCCUCUCUUUAGAGUAACAGUUGAUGGUGGUGAGCAGUUCAAUGGUUAUACACCAUCUGCUUGCUGGGGUGAGGUAUAUAAAAGGAUAAAGAAAAUGGAAAAGGAUGCUUCUGAAGGUAUUGUUGCUGAAGGUGGGGUGGAAAAGGGCUACGAAUCUGGGUCUGAUAUGUUUGGGUUCUCCAACCCUAAAGUAGUUAAACUUAUACAGGGCUUGUCUAAAUCCAAAAUCUCUUCAAAGAACUCGAGUUACAAGCUAGGUUCCAGAGGAUAUAAUAACUUGCCUCUUGGUUAUAGACAAGUUCAUAUUAACUGGUUUGACCUCGAUAAGUGCAAUGUGUGCCACAUGGAUGAGGAGUAUGAGAACAAUCUGUUUCUGCAGUGUGACAAAUGCAGAAUGAUGGUCCAUGCCAGAUGCUAUGGAGAACUAGAACCUGUUAAUGGAGUGCUCUGGUUAUGCAACUUAUGUCGUUCGGGUGCUCCUCCUCCACCUUGCUGCUUAUGUCCUCUCAUAGGUGGUGCAAUGAAGCCUACUACGGAUGGCCGGUGGGCUCAUUUGGCUUGUGCCAUGUGGAUACCUGAAACUUGCUUAGCUGAUGUAAAGAGAAUGGAGCCUAUUGAUGGUUUGAGUAGAAUCAGUAAGGACCGCUGGAAGUUGUUAUGCAGCAUAUGUGGUGUAUCUUAUGGUGCCUGCAUCCAAUGUUCAAACAGUUCUUGUCGAGUAGCUUAUCAUCCACUCUGUGCACGCGCCGCUGGUCUCUGUGUUGAGCUUGAGAAUGAGGACAGGCUCUAUCUACUUUCUGUUGAUGAUGAUGAAGAUCAGUGCAUACGCUUACUUUCUUUCUGCAAGAAACAUAGGCAGCCAUCUAAUGAACAUUCUGUUGCCGAUGAACGUAUUGUUCGAGUUGCUGGUCAAUGUUCAGACUAUGAGCCACCACCUAAUCCGUCUGGUUGUGCUCGAAGUGAACCAUAUGAUUACUUUGGCAGGAGAGGUCGAAAAGAACCUGAAGCACUUGCAGCUGCAUCAUUAAAACGUUUGUUUGUGGAGAAUCAACCUUACUUAGUAGGUGGAUACUGCCAGCAUGGAUCAUUAGACAACCUAGAGUCUUGUGGCAGAGGUGUCUGCUCCAAAUUCUUUUGUAGCCAACAAAGGCUGAGAACCUCUCUGAUUGAUGCUUCUAACAGCAUACUGUCUAUCUCUGAAAAAUAUAAGUAUAUGAGGGAAACUUUUCGGAAACGGCUGGCAUUUGGGAAAUCAAGGAUUCAUGGAUUUGGCAUCUUUGCAAAGCAUCCAUAUAAAGGCGGAGACAUGGUGAUUGAAUACACUGGCGAACUUGUUAGACCACCUAUAGCUGAUAGGAGAGAGCACUUCAUAUAUAAUUCAUUGGUGGGUGCUGGAACAUAUAUGUUUCGGAUUGAUGAUGAACGGGUCAUUGAUGCUACUAGAGCUGGAAGCAUUGCUCAUUUAAUUAAUCAUUCUUGUGCACCAAAUUGCUAUUCAAGAGUUAUAAGUGUUAAUGGCGAUGAGCAUAUUAUAAUAUUUGCAAAGAGGGACAUUAAACAAUGGGAAGAGCUUACAUAUGAUUAUAGAUUUUUCUCAAUUGAUGAACGGCUUGCUUGUUACUGUGGUUUCCCAAAAUGCCGAGGUGUAGUAAAUGAUACUGAGGCAGAAGAACGAGCUGCUACCCUAUAUGCACCACGAAGUGAACUAAUAGAUUGGAGAGGAGAGUGAGGUCUAACUUGUCAUUUUAGAGUCAUCUUCACAUUUCAUUGAAUGUGAUUUUUAACCCUAACGUUAAGCAUGUAAGUUCCUCCUGAAGAUGAAUUGUUUGUCCAACAACUUCUGUCACGGAUUCUACCAUUUCCCUGAGAGUACAAUGUUGUACAUAGCACAUCUGAUUCUUCCCAUUGUUUCGUCAUAACCCCAACUGAGCGGUUUAUGUUGGCUCAAGGCGGCUUCCAUUGGUGUUCUGGUUAUAAUGAUUGGAAAGAUGUCACCAGACUUUUUACAAAUGUUUCAUUUGAAAUUCAUUGCCACAAUUUAGGCCCCUGUUUAACUUCAUCCAACUUGCUGAGAUAUUGUAACUUGUCAUUGGAUAGGUACAGUUGUAAUUACAUCAAACCUUCAUAAAAUUGAAAAGAAAUUGAGUAUUGGAAUUGAA
This is a messenger RNA of Cajanus cajan (pigeon pea), 3911 nucleotides long. RefSeq names its product histone-lysine N-methyltransferase ATX2. Gene Ontology annotation, cellular component: nucleus; chromatin. Gene Ontology annotation, molecular function: protein binding. Gene Ontology annotation, biological process: regulation of transcription by RNA polymerase II. The record is from RefSeq and is a predicted model, not a curated record. Lineage: Eukaryota; Viridiplantae; Streptophyta; Magnoliopsida; Fabales; Fabaceae.